Molecule: messenger RNA, 852 nt
Organism: Cajanus cajan (pigeon pea)
Lineage: Eukaryota; Viridiplantae; Streptophyta; Magnoliopsida; Fabales; Fabaceae
Molecular function (GO): catalytic activity
Source: RefSeq, a predicted model, not a curated record
AUGGAUUAUAAGUUGUGCUAUAGCAGUGAGGCUACGGGUCACUCCGGGGGUAUUUGGGUUUUGAUGGCGACGUCUUGCUCUGCUACUACCUCAAACUUUGCCUCUCACUCUCAAGUCAUCUCGUUUACGGUUGUUGAAGGAAGCAAGAGCUGGGUUUGUACUGCCGUUUAUGCUAAUCCUCGGGUGGAACUCAGACAGCAGGUUUGGGCUCAUCUUCGGGAGUUGGGGGGACGGAUUGCGCUUCCAUGGAUAGUGCUUGGGGACUUCAACGAAAUUAUGUUGUCAACGGAGUGUCGUGGGGGUCGUUUCUCGAUGGCACGGGCGUCACAGUUCAUAGAGGUUUUGAAUGAUUGCAACCUUCUCGACAUGGGGGCUAAGGGCCUUCGCUUUACGUGGUAUCGAAAUCAACGAGGGGUUAUGCUGGAAAAACGGUUAGACUGUGCAGUGUGUAAUGUCGAGUGGCAAGCAAUGUUUCCGGAAGCAUAUGUUGAGAAUCUGUGCCGGGUCUAUUCUGAUCAUUGUCCACUUCUACUACGACGGGACGACUCAAGAGAUAAGUCUCCAGAUCGACCCUUUCGAUUCCAAGCUGCAUGGGCCACCCACAAAGAUUUUGAGCGAGUUGUUAGGGAGGCGUGGUGUCGUAGCACGCCGACCCUUGCUAAUGGGCUACACGUUGUUCGAGUAGAUGCCAUCAAGUUUAACGAAGAUGUGUUUGGGAAUAUCCUUACGAGGAAGAAGGCUCUCCAACAUCGUCUUAAAGGGGUACAACUACAACUAGAGAGAGGGGAUUCAGAGAGCCUGUCGCGCUUGGAGAAGGCUAUACAAAUAGAGUUGGAUGAAACUUGUCUUUAG